This is a messenger RNA of Eucalyptus grandis, 1422 nucleotides long. Its product is annotated as protein ACCELERATED CELL DEATH 6-like. Gene Ontology annotation, cellular component: plasma membrane. Lineage: Eukaryota; Viridiplantae; Streptophyta; Magnoliopsida; Myrtales; Myrtaceae. The transcript is spliced from 3 exons. The record is from RefSeq and is a predicted model, not a curated record. Gene Ontology annotation, molecular function: protein phosphatase 1 binding; protein phosphatase regulator activity. The coding region runs from base 115 to 1350 and encodes 411 amino acids.
CCCUCGCUCGACCCAUCAAGAAUAGAAGGCUUGCUGCCCGUUCAUGGUGCCGUUGCACGUAAACAAUAUGAUUCACUCGGCAAGAUACUCAGAAAGGACACGAAGCUUUUCGCAAUGAGAGACUCCGGAGGCGGUAAUGUAUUCCAUUUAGCAGCUUUCUGGAAUGUGCCCGAAGUAUUCAAACUCUUACAACCAGAAACCGAAUAUUUGGCUCGAGAACAGGAUAACAAUGGGGAUCUUCCCAUUCAUAUUGCGAGCAAGAUGGGUCAUGUUGAACUAAUCGAUAAGCUACAUCCGGUGUCACAGUGGGUAAAUGGGAAAGGACAAACCGUUCUUCAUGUGGCAGCAAAAUACGGAAGAGAAGAAGUAGUGAGAUAUAUACUCAAACAUCCGGCUCUAGGGGAGAUGAUAAAUGAAAGAGACCAUGACGGAAAUACACCCUCACACUUGGCAACGAAGUAUUUACAACCCGCCGCUUUGGUUCAUCUUGUGCUGGAUAAAAGAAUGAACCCCUCCCUUCUCAAUUAUGAACACUUGGCUGUUGUCGACAGUGUUCCACAUCACUUAUCAGAAAAGAAAUUUCCACUAACAUUUAUACGACUGCGCUUGGUACGCACCCUGUUGAAGGUCGUGUCAGCUGAGAGACCAGAUCGAUUCCUAGUUAAUCCAGAAGCUCGAGACAACGUGUACAGGGGCAGAAUUUUUCCAGUUCCUGCCAAUUUGGAAGAGGCUAUCAAUACCUUGUUGGUGGUGGCAACGCUUGUGACCACUGUGACUUUCGCAGCUGGUUUGGCAGUUCCUGGAGGAUUGAACAGCUCAGACAUGGCAUCCAAAGAUGACAGGGGCAUGGCUACGAUGCUGGGCAAUAGAAAGUUCCAGAAAUUCGUGAUUUGCAACACCUUCGCGAUGUUCUGCUCAAUGACCUCGGUCGUUGUCUUCAUGUUAGCAUACCUGGCCGAAGUCCACUUAAAAUUAUUUAACUUCAAGCUUGCACUAGGGCUACUAGGAAUGUCACUCCCGGCAAUGUCCUACGCUUUCUUAAUUGGUGUCAACUUGACCGUUGGCAAACUCCCUUGGCUUGCCACCACGAUAUCAAUUAUCGGAUCUAUUUUCAUCGUCAUCAUCACAGGUUCUAUAUAUUGGUGGGUGGUUGAUGAAUUAUUAAUAUGGUGGGUGGUUGAUGAAUUAUUAAUCUUUGCCACCGUUAGCCCUCUGAUAUUCAGGUGUAUCCCCCCUUACCUUAAUUUUUUACGAGUUGAGAGGACGCUCAUUUCGGAUGACUCAAAAGAAGACAGAACGAGGAGCAAGACCUCUGUUAGUCCGCCUCCGGGUGGUGGCGGUAAAGAUUGAUUUGCAGAAACAAAUAUACAUUUGCCUUGGAGGAUUUGGCUUAUUCUAUAUUUGCUUUCCUAAUGCAUUACA